Molecule: messenger RNA, 1197 nt
Organism: Populus euphratica (Euphrates poplar)
Lineage: Eukaryota; Viridiplantae; Streptophyta; Magnoliopsida; Malpighiales; Salicaceae
Exons: 2
Coding region: 132-908 (258 amino acids)
Cellular component (GO): membrane
Source: RefSeq, a predicted model, not a curated record
AUAAAUGAUCGCAAAACAGAACGAACAGUGCACGUCUCCUGAGCCUGAGGGAUUCAACAAACAGAGAAUUAAAUAAUAAAACAGAGAAAGUUGCCUUGUGUCUUCAAGAAAAGCAAAGCCUGCAGAGAGAGAUGGGUAAAUGGUGGAAAGUAGCAGCUGUGAUUGGGCUGGUAGCUAUAGCAAGAGAACUGAGCAAACAAUUCGGAUGGGACAAAGACGCAGCUCUUGAGCUACUUGGUGAAUGGUCAGAUCGAUUAGGGGUUUGGGCAAUGCCUGUUUACGUUGGGAUUCACACAAUCACUCUCGCUCUCUGCUUGCCUUGCGCUGUUUUUUUCGAGGCUGGUGCUUCUUUGCUGUUUGGAUUCUUGCCUGCUGUUCUCUGUGUCUUCUCUGCCAAGGUCUUAGGUGCCUCUCUUUCCUUCUGGAUCGGCAGGCUGGUUUUCAGGAGUUCCAGUUCAGCAAUGGAGUGGGUGCAGAGUAACAAAUAUUUCCAUCUCCUUUCCAGAGGAGUUGAACGAGAUGGAUGGAAAUUUGUUCUUCUUGCACGCUUCUCACCCAUGCCCUCCUAUGUUAUAAACUAUGCUCUAGCUGCUACAAAAGUUGGGUUCAUGGUUGAUUUUCUGCUUCCUACAGUUGUUGGCUGCUUCCCAAUGAUCCUACAGAACACAUCCAUUGGUAGCCUUGCUGGAGCUGCUGUUGCUUCAGCAUCUGGCUCUAAAAAAUCUCAGGUUUGGUCUUACCUAUUUCCUUUACUUGGGAUUGUAUCAAGUAUCCUUAUUUCCUUGAGGAUAAAAAAGUACUCUACUGAUAUAACAUUGGCCGAAUCCUCUACCGGUGAUUCUCCCCAUACCUCUAGUAAAAAAGGAAGCAAGGGCCUAAAGACAAACGUCAAUAAAGGACUCCAGUAGUGCCUAUAUACUUGUUUAGUUUUUUCAUUAUCCUCUUACUGAGCAAAGAUUUAGAAUAUCUGAUCCAUUUUAUUGCCUGCUGACCCAUUUUAGUUGUAAUUUGAUGCCUUCUGGCCAUCCCUUUCUUUCUCUUGAAACACUGAGAGAUCUUAUGUUGGAAGCUGACCAAAUGGAUUAUUCAGUUGUCUUUAGAGAAGAGGUAACUUAAACUCAGUAAUUAGCUAUCAGUACACAGUGCAUUUUGGCCAUGUCAUGAUGCAUCAUCAUAUUCUAUUUCCCUGUUAUUGUA